AUGGUGGCUGUGCGGGGAAGGGACAUGGAAGAUACCUUGUUCAGACCGGCGGUAGCGACAGAGAUGUCAGUGGGUCGCAUCGAACGCCUAGAAUUGAGUGUGCCCCUCCCGAAGACUGAAGCAAUUGUGUUCGGGGGACCUGGAUGGACGCUACCUGAGGACUUAACUAUAGCUGUUGCAGGGAGAGCAGAGGCCAUAGCGCGCGGGGAACGCCUCUACCCAGAAGAGGCGGAGAGAGAGCAACGACAGGCUGUCGAGAGACUGAAGGACCGCUGGAAGAAUGACCUGGAGGACUCCUCCUAUGGAGUCCGCAGUAUAGGGGCUCUCCUCCCGUCAUUUGACCAGUGGCUCUAUAGAGAACACGGGGUGCCCAGCUACAUGUUGACGCAGGUAAUGACCGGACACGGUUGCUUCGGUCAUUACCUGCAUGAAAUUAAGAGGGAGCCAACGACAAUCUGCCACGAAUGUGGAUACGAGGACGACACGGCCCAGCACACACUUGAAUCGUGCAGGCGAUGGGCUGUGGAACACCAAAACAUGGUGGUGGCCGCGGAAAUCACGAGUGGGGACCUCUCGCUGCACAACGUCAUGUCGGCCAUGUUGCGCAGCAAGAGGACAUGGAAGGAAGUUGAGGCCUUUUGCGAAACUGUGAUUUUCCAAAAGGAAGCAGCGGAGCGGUUGCGCGAAGAUAGUGCAGAUGCGCCACCGCUCCGGCGUAGGCGGAGAGGGAGGAGACGUAGGCAAUAUGCCCUAGCCAACAGCUAG
Molecule: messenger RNA, 765 nt
Organism: Cydia pomonella (codling moth)
Lineage: Eukaryota; Metazoa; Arthropoda; Insecta; Lepidoptera; Tortricidae
Exons: 2
Coding region: 1-765 (254 amino acids)
Source: RefSeq, a predicted model, not a curated record